Spodoptera frugiperda (fall armyworm) is the source of this 897-nucleotide messenger RNA. RefSeq names its product protein UXT (gene Uxt). Gene Ontology annotation, molecular function: transcription corepressor activity. Gene Ontology annotation, biological process: negative regulation of transcription by RNA polymerase II. NCBI's taxonomy places the organism in Eukaryota, Metazoa, Arthropoda, Insecta, Lepidoptera, Noctuidae. The record is from RefSeq and is a predicted model, not a curated record. The transcript has a single exon. Bases 254 to 751 code for a protein of 165 amino acids.
AACAAGUCUCAUCUAACUGUCAGUGUGAUAUUGUCAAAAUAAUAGUUUUCCCGGCUUUGGAAAUACUUACUUUAGAAUACAUUUUAAUUAUUCACUCGUCCUUUUUAAAAGUAAUUUACAAUUUACAUCAGUUAAACGAUUGAGUACAUUUAGUGGCUGAAGUACCGAGACCAUAAUAAAACAAUUUGGAGGUUAAGUAUGUGAGAACAACAACAUUUCCAAUAAAAAUCAAAUUAAAAAAGAAUACAUCACGAUGUCUGACCCAAAAGUAGAAGAAACUAUAUUUAAAUACGAAACCUUCAUAAACGACGUACUAAGAGAAGACCUGCGUCGAGUGCAAAUACGAUUAGAAAAGAUCAACACAGAAACAUCGGACCUAAUACAAGAGAAACACACAAUAAAAGUGAUUACAGACAAGAAGAUGCACCCUGACGGGUUUAAGACACAAGUAAAUAUAGGCUGUAACUUUUUUAUGGAGGCGGCAGUCCGGGAUACUUCAACAUUGCUCAUGAAUUUAGGUUUAAACACUUAUUUAGAGUUUACACUAGAAGAAGCGAACAAGUACUUGGAUGUACGAAUAAAGGCGUUUGAGGAGAUGGCUACGGCAUUGCAGGAUAAGGCUGCUAAGAUCAGAGCACAUAUCAAAAUGAUGCUUAUUGGUAUCGGGCAGUUACAGGAUGAACUUAAUAUGGAAGAUUCGAAGCGACGUAAUGUACAUGAUGAAUCGUUGUAUGGUGUAAAAGAGAGAUAGAUGCGUUAUUAUUAUGUUGAAGAUUGUGGCAGUCAUAUUGUGUCUGUCUGUAAUGAGGGAUUUAUUGUUUAUAGUUUUCUUUCUAUAGUCGGAGAUGCGUAAACUAAUUUCUAAGCACUUGUUAUGUUGUAUUCAGUACCCUUAAU